Morus notabilis is the source of this 2621-nucleotide messenger RNA. RefSeq lists its product as uncharacterized. The record is from RefSeq and is a predicted model, not a curated record. NCBI's taxonomy places the organism in Eukaryota, Viridiplantae, Streptophyta, Magnoliopsida, Rosales, Moraceae. Gene Ontology annotation, biological process: positive regulation of growth. Bases 307 to 2085 code for a protein of 592 amino acids. The transcript has 2 exons.
UCUUCUUUUAAUUUCACUCGCUUUUCAGCUCAUUCAUUCUACUAUUUUCUUCUGCAAGUCCUCUUUUCUCCAUGUGGCCCAAGUUACCACUGAAACUUCCCAGCUAUUUCCUCUCUCUCUCUCUCUCUCUCUCUCUCUCCCUUACUUUCUCUCUCUAACUUCCCAUUUUCCAUUUUCGUGCUAGGAAGAUACCUGAGGUAGUUGCGCUUCGCUUGAUCGGUGCCUUUUUCAGUCUUUUUUGUCGGCUGAAAUCUUAGUUUAUCUUUGACGAUGAGUGUUGCUUAGAGAUCAUAUUAGUAAGAAGAGAUGGUUGCGGAGUCGUGGUUUCGCAGCCUUUGGAAGACUCACAAAAAGCAUGAGGCUGCUUUUGAAAAAGCGGUUAUUGGAGUUUUGGCGUUUGAAGUUGCAAGUUUGAUGUCCAAGCUGAACCAUUUAUGGCACUCCCUGACCGAAAAGCAGGUUUCUAGGUUAAGAGAAGAGAUUGCAAACUCGGUUGGUAUAAAGAAACUGGUGUCGGAUGACGAUGAGUACAUCGGGAGAUUAAUAUGUGCUGAAUUGAUUGAUAACACAUUCCAUGUGGUAAACUCUGUGGCCAGACUUGGACAGAAAUGCACUGAUCCCACUUUGAAGAGUUUUGAGCAAGCUUUCAACGAAUGGAUGAAAUUUGGUGUUGAUCCGAAUGGUUGGGUGUUUACAUGGAAGAAAAUGGAAAAGAAAGCUAAAAAGAUGGAAAAAUUUAUUGCACUGAAUUCAAAUUUGUAUCAGGAGAUGGAAGUGCUUGCAGAUCUUGAGCAGACCUUGAGGAGAAUGAAGGGUAAUGAUGACCACGAUGUAGCCAGUUUUCUCGAGUUUCAGAAGAAGGUCACAUGGAAGCAGCACGAGGUGAAGAAUUUGAAAGAUAUCUCACUGUGGAACAGGACUUACGACUACACAGUUCUUCUCUUGGCACGUUCUCUCUUUACGAUAUUCAGUAGGGUCAACCAUGUCUUUGGAGUUCCACAAAAUAUUGGCGAAUACGAAGAUUCUAGGGUUAUAGACUCAGAUCAUAUUUAUCGAAGCCAGUCAGUUUCUGCACUUCUGCGAUCUUCACGUCAUCAAUCUGAGAAGGGUCUUCCUAGAUUUGCAUCUGGUCCCCUUGGGAAGUUUGCGGCUAAAUCAGGGCCGAUUUCAAAACCAAACAAAACCAAUAAUUUCUAUUCUGGGCCUCUGAGUGUUGGUGCCUCAAGUACGAAAUCGGGUCCUGUUUCCGGGAAAAAUAGAAAUGUUUUUAAUUCAGGUCCACUUGGAAAGUCAAUGAAUAAAUACACCAAGAAGAUGUGGCAGUCUCAUGACCGCUCACAGUCCAAGAAAUCACACAUGAAAUCUAAUAGAAUGACUCAAGUGGGACCUUUUAAAGGUUGCAUGAUGGCUGGAAUCAGUUCUCCUAUGACCGAUUGUCAUUUGAGUUCAAAUGGAGUUCAUUCAAGAAUUCUCAAUGGAGUCAUCGAUGCCAACGCAGACCCACUUAUGCCUGGCAACGUCGUGCAUCUUAAUCCAUCAAGUUCUAUUUUCAAGGGUAAGCUGUUGGUUGCGCCACCUGAGACCCUUGGUGCCGCUGCUUUGGCACUUCACUAUGCAAAUGUUGUUGUUGUCAUUGAGAAGCUAGCAGCUUCACCUCACUUGAUUGGACUUGAUGCGAGAGAUGACCUGUACAAUAUGCUGCCUUCAAGUGUGAGAAGUGCCCUUAAGGCAAAGCUAAAGCCGUACAGCAAGAGCUUGGCCUCAGCAAGUUAUGAUACUGUUCUUGCAAGAGAGUGGAAUGAGGCAAUGGCGGCAAUAUUAGAAUGGUUGGCGCCUCUUGCUCAUAAUACGAUAAGAUGGCAAUCUGAGCGGAGUUUUGAACAGCAGAACAUGGUUUCAAGAGCAAAUGUGCUGCUCGUGCAAACCCUUUACUUCGCAAAUCAAGAGAAAACAGAAGCAACGAUUACCGAGCUUCUCAUUGGUCUGAAUUACAUCUGGAGAUUUGGUAGAGAAAUCAAUGCUAAGGCUCUGUUAGAGUGUGCAAGCAGUAGGAUAUAUGAUGAGUACUUGGAUCUGGAUGGAUGAUGUUACUUUUUGCUUAUGGUAAUUACCACGUGAGUUCUGAUAUUGAGACUGGCUACAGUUGUGUUGGGAAACAGCCCUGCUAUUUUGCUAGUCCAUGACCUUUUCAAUCCUACCCGACGAUAUCAAUGGUUGCUCGGUAGUGAAGAGAAGAAAACAGUCUACUCAGGGCACUACGCAUUCUUGAUGACAAAAAAGGUAUUGGUUUAGCUGCUAAUUCUUUUCUUUCUAGUGAGAAUUUCUAGCCACCGGACCUACUCUCCUUCAUAAAAUCCUUGUUUGCCUUUUCAAGUUAAGCCGUUGCACCCAGAGGGGUUAUUAUUAGCUAUACUCUUGUGUAGUUGUUGUAAAGUUACUAUAUGAAAGUACUAUUUAUAUUCAUAGAUAGAAGACCUGUAGAGGGUCGCACAUCUUUCUUUCUGGGUAGCUGUCUGUAACUUUAUUCUUGGUGAGCUUUAUGCCGUGUUGUAACUGAAGCGUAUAUGUUUCUAUACUUAUAUCCGAUUCAAGAUUCCGCCCAUAUGGGCUUACCUGGUGCA